ACACAUUCAAAAUACUGAGACCAAUUCAUCUUAUAAUUCAUCUUCUGAUAUGUCUAAUGAAAAUAUCAUCCAUACAGCGUAUUCAAAACAUGUGCAUAAGAAACUGAAGGAUGCAGAUAAAGAUCUCCACAAACUGCUGGAGGAUUACGAAUUGGUAAAAAUAAAAGAAGCAUUCGACCAAGAAGAUGGACAAAGAAUGAACAAACAACAGCUGAAAGAAGUACUGGAGAGACUGGCCAAAAUCGAUUACCCCGAAGAAAAAUUCAACAUGAUAUUCAUGCGGAUGGAUGCCCAAUGUAAUGGUGUUGUGACUUGGGAUGAAUUCAUCUCCUACCUCAUCCUCGGCUACGAGCAGCAAGAAGUCAGCCUCGAAUUCAAAACCCUAGACGACGCAAUACCACAGCCCCCUACCAUGAUCAAGAGCAACCACAGACAUCCCAUCAACCGAAUCACAUUCUACCCCACCGUCAAACCAGAUAGAUCCAGCACCUGGCACGACGGUAGCAUCAUGACCUGCAGCCACGAUGGUACCAUCAACUACUGGUCUUUGGACAUGCAGCUGGAAAGAACUGUUCAAUCAACUUGCCCUGAGCUGAAAAUUCAGAACACGUGGGUCACUGAUAUGGCUGUUUUACCAGAUGUAAGCGUCAUUUGUACCUCUAGCACAGAGAGAGACUUGAGAUUCUAUGAUACUUCAGCUAGGAAAUUCGAGCUGAGAGUCAUGAUUACUUCCCUACCCGAUGCAAUCUCCGCUAUGCACUAUGUCUUCGACACAGAUAUUACCACUCCUUCUAAGCUAAUGCUGGGAGACAUGGGGGGUAAUGUGAGGAUUUUAUUUAUCCAGACUGAGGCACGAGGUCCUUUUCGCAGCCAACCAGGAAUACCCUUACGACAAGUCAGGUACGACAGGGUGUGCAAAGGAGGUGUACCAGCGAUGACGAUCUCAGAGUUUCCCAACAUUCACAAGGACUUUAUUCGGCAGAUCGCUUACUAUCCUACCUUGAAGAGUGUCGUGACCUGUGCACAGUGUUCUAAAGGGUUCCAGAUGACGGAUAUCACGGAUCCUAGUAAAGUGUACGUGUACAAAGUUGUGGCUGGGGUUUGGUGCUUCGCGCUACAACAAGGUUGUCACGUUGUUGCUACAGGGGGACCUGAUUGUUUGGUCAGAAUUUGGAAUCCGUUUGUGCCUACGAGACCCAUAUGCACCUUCUAUGGACAUCACACAGGCAUAGUGAGAAUGGUGUUCCAAGACGGUGCUCAGAAACUGUACAGUCUCUCCAAAGAUAAGUGCAUCAAAGUGUGGGACAUUGGUCUUCAAUCGCUCCUGCAGACUUAUCUGGAGCUACCUUCGCAGCUGGGUGAAAGAAGCGAUAUCACCACGUUGUAUAACCCAGAAAGCAGGCAGUGGAUCAUUGGGAGUGUCAUGAUAGCAGUGUUGCCACUUAGCCCUAAACAUAGCUCUGAACAUACUGAUGGUAACACCCAUACCAGUGGGGUAUCUGUGGUUCUGUACAACAAGCUAUUCAAGUGUAUAGUAUCCUGUGGCUUAGACAGCUACAUCAUUGUUUGGGACCCUUGGAAUGGUAGAAGGCUUUUGGUUAUCAAAGAAGCACACACAGUCAUGCUGCAUGGUGAAAUAAUGCCUGUAGAGAUAACAGCUGCUACAUUCGAUCCUGGUUACCAACGCUUACUCACAGGUGCUCAUGAUGGUACUCUGAAGAUUUGGAACUUCAACACGGGAACCUGUCUUCGUAACAUGAACAUCGAGAAGUGGUCUGAGGUGCAGUCUGUCAUUUGGGUGAAAAGUAGAAUCAUGGCAAUCGGUUGGAAUCGAAGAGUCACCGAGUUUGCUGAUGCCGGAGAAGCAGUGGGACCUGGAGGUGCUUUCAGUAAAAAUUGGGACCUUCGUCAUACUGAAGACAUAAGUGCAGCAGCAGUACGAGUCCCAGAAACUCUGGCUACCACUUCCUAUGUGGGAGAGUUGAUCUUGUGGAGAUUGGAAACUGGUCAACCGUACAAGAAGUUCAACGUUUCUAAUCCCACAGCUAGAAUAAAAAUCCACUACCAGCUGACGAAGAGCAAGGAUAAACAGAAGGAAGAGAUCAUUUUAGCCAGGAGGAGAGCUUCUCAAACUAAACAAGUAUCGUCUUCAAUAGCAUCACAUCUUUCUUUUGACUCCAUGCUAUCAGGUCCUGGUAGACAUAGUUCUGCUCCCAAAACACCAAGAGACAGAAGAGUGUCCACGGUUGCUAUGCCUGAUGAGUGCUUUCACCUCAGGAAACUGGCAGUGCAUUGCUUGCUGUUUCUGAACGCGAGAAAAAGCGAUCCAGAAGUGGGAACGCUGCUGGUCGCUCUAGAAAAUGGGGUCAUCCAGGUCUGGAAUCAUCACAUAGCUGGAGGUUUCAUCACUUCCUUUUAUGCCAUCCACAAAGCCGGUGAUUAUGUUAUUUCGAUGAGCACUGACGAAAAAAACGAGUUUCUAUUUAUUGGCACUUCAGUUGGUUAUAUAAAAACCUGGCUGUUGAAAAAUUACUGUGUGUUGCCCGAGGAUGAAGAGUAUAUUUGCCUUCCAAAGUAUAGAUUGAUGUUUCCCUUCAUGUGGGGUGAUAGGUUCGUAGGAAGAGCUAGAAGAAUGGUGACGAAUCAACCCAAACCGAUACUAUUGAAUAGCUACAAAGGACACUUUAUGCCCGUUUCUGGAUUGACCUAUAUUGACGAGUGUCAAAUAGUCAUAAGUUGCAGUGCUGAUUACAGCGUGAGGAUGUGGACUUUGGGUGGUCGAUAUAUCCAGACAAUCGGAACUUUCAAACCUUGGAAGACUAUUUCUGAAAAUCACCCAAUAGAUCCAGAGGGGUUUGAGUAUGCUAUACCGGCUGAUAUUAAAAGAGUGGCCAGUUCAACUACCUUGAGGGUUUUGUGCGGUGGAUCCUUUCCGAAGAGGUUGACAAUAAAGCAGUUAAAGAAACAGGCUGAAAAAGACAAGAUUCACAUCGACCAGAGUAAAAUAUAUGGGAAAUCAUUGAUCAGUCCUAUACUUGGAAAUCAUUAUGCAAUACCUGAACGAACGACGAAUCCUGUGGACAUCAAAUUUGACACAUCGUUUCCUUAUAUUCCUGUUUAUCAGCAUUUGAUCAUGCCACCACCAGUUGAAAUCAAAGAAGAAACAGGAAAUUCUUCAAUGGACCCAUGACUCAGUUUGAAUGGUUAUUUAAGUGGAAGAGAUAUCUUUACUACUUCCAUUAUAUUAUACAAUAGGAAUAUGUACUUUUAUGAACGUGAAUCCUGAUAG
Phaedon cochleariae (mustard beetle) is the source of this 3289-nucleotide messenger RNA. Lineage: Eukaryota; Metazoa; Arthropoda; Insecta; Coleoptera; Chrysomelidae. The record is from the annotation of a GenBank genome assembly.